CGCCCGCCUGAGGGAUCAUGUCGGGUCAGUCGAUCACGGACCGGAUCACCGCGGCCCAGCACAGCGUCACCGGCUCAGCCAUCACCAAGGCGGCCUGUAAAGCCACCACCCACGAGGUGAUGGGCCCCAAGAAGAAGCACCUGGACUAUUUAAUCCAGUGUACCAAUGAGAUGAAUGUGAAUAUACCACAGAUGGCCGACACUCUAUUUGAGAGGGCAACAAAUAGCAGCUGGGUUGUGGUGUUCAAGGCUCUAAUCACAACUCAUCACUUGAUGAUGUAUGGUAAUGAGCGUUUUAUCCAGUACCUGGCUUCAAGGAAUACACUGUUCAACUUGAAUAACUUUUUGGAUAAAAGUGCCAUGCAAGGCUACGACAUGUCUACCUUUAUCAGACGGUACAGCAGAUACCUGAAUGAAAAGGCACUGUCCUAUCGACUAAUGGCAGUUGAUUUCACUAAAAUGAAAAGAGGGACCGAUGGGGUAAUGCGGACUAUGAACACGGAGAAGCUGCUGAAAACACUGCCUCUGAUUCAGAAUCAGCUUGAUGCCCUUCUUGACUUUGAUGCAAACCCAAAUGAACUAACCAAUGGAGUAAUAAAUGCUGCCUUCAUGCUGCUGUUUAAAGAUUCCAUCAGGCUUUUUGCAGCUUACAAUGAAGGGAUUAUUAAUUUACUGGCUGCAUUAAAAACCAAUACAGUAGCAGAGAAAUACUUUGACAUGAAGAAAAACCAGUGCAAAGAGGCCUUGGAUAUCUACAAAAAGUUCUUGGCCCGAAUGACUAAGCUGUCUGAAUUCCUCAAAACAGCAGAGCAAGUUGGAAUUGAUCAGGGUGACAUUCCAGAUCUUACUCAGGCUCCCAGCAGUCUCCUUGAAGCAUUAGAACAGCAUCUGGCUUCACUAGAAGGCAAAAAGACUAAAGAGUUCUCUGCAGCAAGCAGAGCAAGUACUUUAUCAAAUGCUGUCUCGACUCUUUCCAACACGGGGAUGUCUUUGAGUAAAGUUGAUGAACGGGAAAAACAAGCAGCCCUGGAAGAGGAACAGGCUAGGCUACAGGCACUCAAGGCAAAGUGCGAUGCUAUUCCACCAGGAUUUCUGAUGCAGGAGCAGCGACUGAAAGAAAUGUCCAUGCAGCCCCAGUCAACAACAGCGUCCACCACUGUUUCUCCAAGCUCUACCUCGGGGAAAAGCAUCAGCACAACUGCGGGAGGGGAUUUUUUCUCUGCACCUGCAACCAUUAUGAACAGUGCACCGAGCCUAUCCAAUGAUAUUUUUGACUUGCAGUCUGCCUUCGUACCCACAGUGCAGAGCACCCCUGCCAUCUCAACUGCAGUCACUAAUGCAUGGGGAGAUGUAUUCAACUCUUUUACUGAAUCAAGCCCAGCUACAUCUACAAAAACUGAACAUUUUCCUGAGGUAGACCUCUUUGCUCCAGACGCUUUCACCUCUAAAGGACCCACUUCUGUUCCUGAAAUUGUUUCUUCCCAUGAUCCCUUUCUCGAUGGGUUUACUGGCUCCAGUAUAUUCAGUGUCUCCUCUGAAGUCAUUGACAUUUUUGAAGGAUUUGCUCCACAACCAAUCCCACAGAUGACUGCUCCAACAUCGCUGAAUGUGGACUUCGACUCUGUGUUUGGAUCUAAAUCAGCCCCCGGUGAUGCCAAGAAUGCAAGCGGUUUACAUCGACCAGGCGAACUGCUGAUACCAACUGUCCUAGCCAAAAAUCAGACAACUCCCCCAUCAAACCAGCAGAGUAGCAAGCUUCUUGCCAAUGACCUGGAUUCAUCCCUCGCAAACCUCGUGGGCAAUCUGGGUUUUGGAGGAACUCCAAUUAAAAAAAUGGAUCAGCAGUGGACCAAUAGCGGAGAAAGGAAACUGACCGGAGGAACAAACUGGCAGCCAAAGACAGCUACGUCGACUUCCUGGAACACUGGCCCCAUGUCUGUCCCACAAAUGAAUGGCUUGCAGUUUCCUGGAUAUGUGCCUGGCCCCAUAUCUUUCCCAAUGUCAACACCUCAAGUGCCUGUUUAUGGAAUGGUACCUCCAAUGGGAACUGUGCCAAUGGCAGCACAGCAGCCAAUGAUGUAUCCUCAGACUGCAAUGAGGCCAACUAACCCUUUUGCACCAGUUAAUGGAGCUCAGUUGCAGUUCAUGUAGAGACAGAGGAGCUGUGUCAAAACAAGGUUCACUAAGCACCAAAUAUCUGGAUGAAGGCAGAUGAACACAGACUCUAGGCUUUCUCGUUGUUUAAACUAUCUGUCACUGAGCUUACAUUAUCUCAUCAAUUCCUAAUCCACUUUACUAACGCACACACCAGAUUUGGAAAUCCAGUGCUGUACAGAGUCUGUCCAACCUGUCGUGGUCACUCACCCUCACACAGGCUCGAGUUCUGUAGUGGUCACUCACCCUCACACAGGCUCGAGUUGCUGUUGGUGUUCAGUAACACCCAUCAAGGGCAGGCAUUUUUCUUUUUCAUUGUUGAGCAAAACUAAAAUUGUUUUUGAUGAGAAAAGUCACAACUCCUUAUUGGUGACUGAACAGAAACCUGCAGAAUAAAAAGUUGAGGUUGAUACUGUAACUGAAUCUGGAUAAAGUUCUAAAAAUGCUAAUAAUUUCCAAAUCUACCCCCCCCCCCCACCCCGCGGCUUUAACCAGCCCCGAUAUGCGAGAAUUGUUGAAGGGUUUGGUUUACCAGUAUUUAUUGGGUAAUGGUAAGGCUUUAUAAGAACAUUUACAGAAAAUAACUUUAUUUUCACAAUUUUUUUAAUGUGUGGAAAAAUUCAAGCUAAUGGGGUGGGGGGGGGGAGAGACCCCUUAUAUAGUUAGAAACCUUGGAAAACUCAGCGUUAAAGUUGCAGCACAUUUCCCAGGUUACAGUUGCGAAUCUCUCCAACAUGUAAGGGUUUGAUCAGGGAUAUCUGAUGCGUAAACAUUCAGGACAAAUGGUGGAGGGUAACAGGUGGAGCAGGUGAAUUCAGUGUGCUUUGUUGAGUGGAUUUCAGAUUACAAUUAGUAUAUAAUAGUCUGGUCUGAUCAUGUGAAGACUUGAAUUUGCUGCAGGUUGCAAUGGAGUUAGCAUGUUCAGGGUGGAAGAGUUUCAAUUGCCAGCAGAGUAGGGAUAGUGAGUUGUAAGUGAUCCCUCAGGAGUAGUCUCUGUCUUACUCCUUGUCUUUCCAGACCAUGAAACCACAGCUUGUGUAUAAAAUAAAUUGAAUGGAAGGAUAUUGUGUUACAAUAUUACAGUACUGCAAAAUGACUGUCUAAGAAUGUAACUGUCAAUACACAGCAGAUGCCUCGGUUGUGCUUCUCUAGUCUGAAUGUAUAUGUGUGUGUGUGUGUGUGUUCAAAACAGAUGUGCUGCACAGUCUACAUCCUGGGAUUGCAGUUGAGCAAUUGAGAACCAAAUGGUGACUACAAAUCUUCUCACAUACUAAAACAAAGUAGAAAGAAUUCAGGACAAUUUUUCUCAGUCACAAGCAGUUUGAGGUUUGCUCUUCAUUUCUCACACCUGAAAUAGCACUUUCCCCUUUGCUUCCUCCCCCCUCCCCCCUAACCUAUAGCACUACUGUACUGUAAGUAUAGUGUCAAUCUAUAAAGGGUGAUUGUUCACACAGGUUGGACUGAAUCCUGUAUAACUUUGUGCCAACUCAGACUGUUCAGAUGUAGCUGGUGAUGAGUAACCACAAUUUUAUAUAACAAUUACUGUUGGAAUGUGAUGUAAAGUUUGGUAUGCAUAUAGCACAGCUCUUCCUUGUUCUAUAAAAUGCAAAAAUAGCCCAGAAGAUUUUGUAUUAGUUUAACUCUUUAUAAAAUUUAACUGCAAACUUACUGACCAAUGAUCAGAAGAUUGCAUUGUUCUGUUACUAUUUAUUUAUAAUUAUCAUUAAUGUUUUCCCCCUUCUUGAGUUUGCAAUGUUUUAAUACUUCACAUCACUUGUGUGGACUCGGUAUUUUGUUGAGGGGGGAACCAAACUGAAAUCACUUGGAGCAUUAGACAAGUUUGAGGAGUUUGGGAAUUUGCUGCUUGGUGUAAGAGACCCUUGCUCCUGCACUUGGAAUUUGCUGUCUUGCAUCUUUUUGAUAAGUUUAGAGUGGAACUCUUAUUCAAGCUUUUUUUUUUGGGGGGGGGUUGCGAGCAGGUAGAAGAGAGUGGGGGAGGGGAAAGGAAUGUGAAGUUGCAUCUGCACUCUUUUUGAAAUCUGCCAAAUAGGAUAAUGCUACACAAUUAUUUCUCUGGAUUUUCAUGUCAAUGCACAAGAAAAUAACUGUUGACUGCUUUAAUCAUUUUUUUUAAACUCCUCGUAUGUUACCCACUGAUUGUCCAACAUGCAUUUUCAAACUCUGGGCAAUAGCUGUGGAUUUUUGUUCUGCAGAUUUAUACAGUGCCAAGAAUGGAGGGGAACCUCCAGCGGCUGGCCUACAUACACACAGACUUCUGUCCUCUUUAUUUCAACACAGAGCAACACUUUUGAUGUAAUACAUUUGAACAAUUUAAAGAGACAGUAUUCACAUAUUAAGGUGUGCUCGUUUUAUGUUGGGUUUAGUUACCUUUCAUUGGUCAGACAAAUGGGAGUUGAUUUUCUUUCUACUCCUCCUCUUCGCCCAUCCCCAAAACAAAUGGCUGGAGACCUAACAAUUAAGAUAACUUGCUGUUUUGUUACUGAUUGUUGUUGUGAGCAGAGGGAAGCUAGUAACUGAUUGAUCAGGAGCCAGGCCGUGCACUUUUAAUUUCUGGCAUGGCCCAGACCAAAGAAGGCCAGGUGGACCUUUCAUCCCUGAAAUGUGCUAUAAUAUGUAGACCAUAUUACAGUAUGAAGCACCCUGUCUGUAGCACCAUUGAAGAGUGCUCCUAUGCUGGCUACGUGCUGGAUCAGCCUAGAGGUAGAAUGAAUUUGUUGCAUAAAAUGCACCUUGUAAAAUGAACAAUCACAAUAUUAUCCUUCCAAAAGCUUGGAAUUUGCCAUCACUUCAGAGUUGGGGCUUGCCUGUCGAGAGCUUUGCUGGCUUGUGGGCUGGAGAAGCAGGCUGCAUUGUCAAGCCUGAUAAUAAGUUAGUAUUACACAUAAAGUUUAUGCAGGUAACUGAUAAAAGGCUUAGAAUAAGGAAAUGGCAAAUUUUAGGCAUUCAUUUGAUAGCAAUAAAUAACUGUACAUGUCUCUGAUGCCAACUAAAACCUGUUUAUUUCUCUCCAUAACAUUCAGUGGAGCCUGCAGAACACUGUCAAUUCAAAGCAGAUAUCAGAAACUUCAUAUGUUUAUUAUUCAUUAAAACAUCCCCUUGGGAAAGUGCUAUUCCCCUCAUUUUAACUUGUUCCACAUUGUACAGUAUUUGGUAUCCUUUCUGGUUGUGAAAUGAAUGCUAGAGUUGCAAUUUAACCCCAAAACUAAUGCUAGGGCCCCUUUUUACUAGACAGUGUCAGGGAGUUGUGCUCUUAUCAAGUGCCAAUAACUACUACUCAUCUGUACAGAACAAGCCCGAAACAAACUGCACAACGUAUGUUUCGAUGUACACGAGGUGAAGCGUUGGUUUUAGAAGGAUUUUUGUUUUGCAGGUAUAUAUCCUUGUAUCUUUAUAUGCAAUUUAAUUUGCUCACAUUUACAAGGCAAUUACCUAUUACCUCUCCCUCCUCCUCUUCCCCCCCAUCUCUCACUUUUGUAAUUUCAUUAGAUUUGGUUUGAAUGGAGGCUCCCAUUGAAGCUUGUAUAUAAAUAUUUUUGUAAAACAAUGCAGGCUUUAGCUCUGAGGUUGGGGUUCUUGGUGCUACGAUGUUGGGUCAGUAAAUGGGAUGAUCAAUGAGGGAGAAUAUUAAUGUGACCACACAUCCUUACCUGAAUGCUGUCUCUUCAAAUUCCUAAACAGUAUACUACGUUUAGAUGCUUCCCUCAGUACAGUCUUGAACCUAAAGUCACACAACCACCUCUUAAGAGUUAAGUGACUUCAAAAAUGAGUCGCAUUGCUAGAAGUAUUUCCUUCACACUAUAAACUACCUUUUGCACCAUUAACAGGCUUGUUACAUAUUUAGUGUAUUAAUGCAAUCCAACAUUUAUAUGUAUCACUGUGGUAAAUGUGUGAGCACUGAAAAUGGGGCAAUUACCCUUGAUUUUAGUGUUAGGUGGGAGGGGGGAGUGAACAAUAUAAAUAAAUUACAGCACUGUGGAUCGGUGCUUCUUUGUAAAUAAGUGCAGGAAUUUCCUUUCUGUUUUGGGUAGUUUGUGCUGUGAGGGGAAAAUACGAUCUUUCUGUCAAUUGCAACAAAUGAAAUGACGCUGUUGUAUUGCAUUUUUGCAGAUUAUAUUUUUUGAGUAAUUGAAACUUGUAUAUGUUAUCAUUUAUACAUUUACAGUAACUAGUAAACAUAGAAAAAUAGCAAAUUUCAUCAGGGUUGUAUUUGAUUCUGAAAUCCGUGUAUGGGCAAGUGCAUUAUUGCAUAAUAAACAAAAUGUAUGAAAA
Messenger RNA from Callorhinchus milii (elephant shark), 6443 nucleotides. Its product is annotated as phosphatidylinositol-binding clathrin assembly protein. The coding region runs from base 18 to 2150 and encodes 710 amino acids. The record is from RefSeq and is a predicted model, not a curated record. Gene Ontology annotation, cellular component: synaptic vesicle; clathrin-coated vesicle; extrinsic component of presynaptic endocytic zone membrane. Lineage: Eukaryota; Metazoa; Chordata; Chondrichthyes; Chimaeriformes; Callorhinchidae. Gene Ontology annotation, biological process: clathrin-dependent endocytosis; synaptic vesicle budding from presynaptic endocytic zone membrane; clathrin coat assembly. The transcript has 25 exons. Gene Ontology annotation, molecular function: 1-phosphatidylinositol binding; clathrin heavy chain binding; SNARE binding.